CACCUCACUCAGCACCAUUGGAUUGGGUCCACCCCCAGAUUUCCAUUCUCUGGUUUCUCUACCUUCUCUUUUCUAUUCCUCACCAUCAACCUCAAAACCCCCUCUCAAAAUAUCUCUAACAUUCUCAAUACCAAUACAAAAACCCCCCCAACAAACUCAAGAACAAACAGUACACCAUUUGAUUCCAUUCACAGCCCAAAUCCAUGGCAACCCCUUUUUUGCUCCAAUCAAACAUCAAAUUGAACCCAUACCCUCUUUUCCAUCCAUACCCAAUUCCAAUUCGAUCCCCCAUUAAACCCAUAAAAAAAUCGCCAAACUUUACCAAAAACUACUUCAAAUUCAACAGAACAACCUCUAAACUCAGCGUGAAAUGCUUUUUCAUGAGCAACAACUCCAUGAAAAAAAGUGUGGAAUUGGUUAACGAAGAAAGAGCUUCGAACCCAUUUGAAGUUAUUGCCAAAUCCAUAUUGGAAGCCCUGAAAGCUCUCCAAAAGCCCACAAUCGCAGCUGUUUUGGUGGGGCUUUUGUUGAUGUAUGAUCCCAAUUCGGCAUUGGCUGCCUCUGGUGGGAGGAUGGGAGGCAAGUCCUUUUCGUCGCGUUCUUCUUCGUCUUCUUCUUCGUCGAGGUCGGCUAGCCCAGGGUUUUCAUACUCUGUGCCUUAUUAUGCACCCUCACCAUUUGGUGGUGGUGGGUACUAUGUUGGGCCAGCAGUUGGUGUUGGUGUGGGUGCUGGGUCGAGUUUCUUUCUCAUUUUGAUGGGUUUCGCCGCCUUUAUGUUGGUUUCCGGGUUCUUAUCUGAUCGGUCUGAGGGUGGUGUUCUCACUGCUACUGAGAAAACUAGUGUUCUUAAGCUGCAGGUUGGCUUGUUGGGGAUGGGGCGGUCACUUCAAAGGGACCUUAAUCGGAUUGCUGAAACUGCUGAUACGUCCACUUCAGAGGGUCUGAGCUAUGUAUUGACAGAGACAACACUUGCUUUGCUUCGACAUCCUGAUUAUUGCAUCUGUGGUUAUUCAUCUGUGGAUGUAAAGCGUAGCAUAGAAGAAGGCGAGAAACGAUUCAAUAAACUUUCGAUUGAGGAGCGUGGAAAAUUCGAUGAAGAGACACUGGUCAAUGUGAACAACAUAAAAAAGAAAAGCACAACAAACCAAAGAGCCAGUGGAUUUAGCAAUGAGUACAUAGUGAUAACAAUCUUGGUGGCUGCUGAAGGAGUACAUAAAUUGCCCGCCAUCAAUGGCAGUGCAGACUUGAAGGAAGCCUUGCAAAAGCUUGCCUCUAUCCCUGCAAGCAGAACACUAGCUGUGGAGGUGUUGUGGACUCCUCAGAACGAAAAUGACACUUUGUCGGAGCGCGAAUUGCUUGAGGAUUACCCGCUCUUGCGGCCUCUAUAAAUAACAUAUUUUGCUACCUUAUAUUUUUACAGUUAGAGAUAUGAACUCAACUGUUUUUUAGGAUCCUGAGUACAGUUAGUAAAGAGAAAAUUUGUUUAUGGUACAGAAAAGUUCACUUGUGUAAGAUCAACUGCAUAUAAUGUUGUACUUAAUUUGUAUACUUACAAAUAGAGAGUAUUCGCUAUGAAGCAAAAGCUCUCUUUCACUACUAGCUCUGUAAAUUUUGCCCAUUUUAUAUCUAGUAAAUCUAAGUGCAUAGAAUGAGACAGAGAUGUGAGUGGGAACACUCUUUAUCUCACAUGUGUCUCAUUCUGUGAAAAUCUUAUGUGUCUAUA
Camellia sinensis is the source of this 1723-nucleotide messenger RNA. RefSeq names its product myelin-associated oligodendrocyte basic protein. NCBI's taxonomy places the organism in Eukaryota, Viridiplantae, Streptophyta, Magnoliopsida, Ericales, Theaceae. The record is from RefSeq and is a predicted model, not a curated record. Gene Ontology annotation, cellular component: chloroplast.